Messenger RNA from Cadophora gregata, 1203 nucleotides. RefSeq lists its product as uncharacterized. The transcript has 4 exons. The record is from RefSeq and is a predicted model, not a curated record. Bases 1 to 1203 code for a protein of 400 amino acids. Lineage: Eukaryota; Fungi; Ascomycota; Leotiomycetes; Helotiales; Ploettnerulaceae.
AUGUCUUUAACACAACCACCAGGAGGGUUUGGAGGGCCACAGUCUGGAUAUGGAUAUCCGGCCGGCAAUGAUCGUCCUAGACCACCUCCUCCUACUCUUCCUUCCAUGUCCUCUCUUUUGAACCAAGAACCUCUUGAGCAACAGCCUCGACACAACCAAUUUAUGCCGCAACAAUACCCACCACAGUACAGUAAUAUGUCAAAUCAGUCACAUCCUUUGUGGCAAAGCCAGCAGGAUCCAAAUGCCCCUGCCCCUUCAGAACCCAUGUUCAUGCAGUUAGAAGGCCAGCACACAUUGGCAAGACUCCAGAGAAAUGGAGCUCCAUCACCGAAACAUGAUCAGGAAUUGCGAUCUGAGUUUCCACAGCGCCUCUACCCAGCUCAAGUUAGCCGAUCGCCCAGUCAAGCCUCCUUCGAACCAGAAGAAACUCUUUCUCGCCGACAGUCUACUUUCUCCGAAGCUUCUUCGCGAAGCAUGCCUCAAGUUCAGACUGCCAGAAUGCCGAUAUCGAAUCUCUUGAGUGCCGAGCCAAGUCCGUCCAUGGAUCGUCCAGCACCAAAAUACACCCUUCGAAUGCGUCAACAGCCUGUUGCUGCAAGAGCUUGUGGCUUUGGUGAGCGUGACCGUCGCGUGAUUGACCCGCCACCAAUUCUUCAGAUGAAUGUGACUGCACCGCACCUGAGUGCUGCUGAAGUCAACACGUUGAUCCGAUCGCCAUUCUCAGUGAUCCACUGCAUUCUCUGGGACUCUGACAACAACUGUGAUGCAACGGCCAUGCCGGGCACAACUGACAAGCGCCAACAACGAAGACUGAUGGGCACGCUCGUGUCGUCGCCAUUCUUCGGCAAGGACGAGCACAACGUAGAUGGAUGUUUCUUCACAUUCCCUGAUUUGAGCGUCAGGACGCCAGGCAAAUACAGCUUAAAGUUCUCUCUUGUGAGCCUCGACCCGGCUCGCAUGCGACCAGGCCAGUCUGAGCCUGUCAGGGCCUUCAUCAUCAGCAGCGAUUUUCAGGUCUUUAACGCCAAGGACUUCCGAGGCAUGAGAGCAAGCACUGCGUUGACUAAGACGCUGAAGCACCAGGGAUGCUUGAUCUCCGUAAAGAAGGGAAAUAGCAAGAACAACCGAGACGAUGAAGAGGAGGAUGACGAAGAUGACGAAGAUGACGGAGAUAACUCCAAAAGAAAGCGGUCGAAGCGGUGA